CGUCUUCCAUUUCGGUCGUGCCGGCAUAAAUCUUCAUCCUUCGCCUUGGCGGACGGGCACAUGGGUUAUCGAUUUUCGGUGGUGCCUUCUCGCUUGCUCCGUUGAUACGCGCAUACUGGAACCGGAGUGAAUGAAACGGAGUGAAUUGGGCAGAUAUACAGAAAAAAAUUCUACGUGUAGGCCGAGGGGGAUAAAUAAACAAAAAGAAAGGGCGAGUUCUGCUGAGUGCAUUGGAUGUGUUGUGUUUUUUCGUGAAAGAAUCAGAAGAAAUUUAGUGAAGUGCUCAGUGCAAUUACAACGUGCCGCGUUUAAUUGUGCUCUAGCCAGAGUGUCUACUCGAUCUAGUUUGAGAUUACAGCUUUCUGGUGCCGAGCAGGAAGGAAAUGCCGAAGAGAUUAUAAGAACGUUUUCCAGCCACAUAAAUAAGGUUGGACAGUAAAACAUGAAGUAGCAGUAUUCUGGAAUGCUCUCUAAAAGUGCAACCAUUAAUUGACCGAGGACGACAACGAUUUUGUUCUUGUCGAGUUGACAAUUUUGAUUUGUCCUGACAUUACGAAAUUUUAAAAAGUGUUAAGAAAGUUAUCCUCCUCAAAAAAUGAGAUCGCUCAGCAGACUAACGCAUUGGAGCAUGUCCUCGCUGAUAGCCCUGUUUCUGACCCUGCUGGCCACAUUCCGAUCUGGCCGGUCAGAACUCUUCACAGCCCUCGCCGACAUGGAAGAACUCCUGGAAACGGAAGCCGUUCUGAUAGCGAAUCUCGAUAACUACAUUCGGGUUCAGGAAGAUAAGCUGGAUCAGUUGAGGAGGAAAAGUGCUGAAUAUCAGCGGGAACACUCAGAAGCCGCUAAAGACGUUUCGGCCUAUCUGUCGAAUCCGGUGAAUGCGUUCCUGCUCACCAAACGUCUCACGACUGAUUGGAGGGACCUGGAGAGUACGAUGUCCUACGAUGUGGGGGCGGAGUUCUUGGAGAACAUCACAAACUAUCGGGACGUCCUAAAAUUCCCCUCGGAUGAAGAUCUAAAUGGGGCAGCUGUAGCUUUGAUGAGGCUACAGGACACCUACAAUUUGGAUACGGCUUCAGUUGCCCGAGGAGAGCUCAAUGGGGUCCAGUAUAGUACCGAAAUGUCGGCUGGAGAUUGUUUUGAGCUGGGUCGACAAACGUACCUGAAUGGAGAUUAUUAUCAUACGGUCCUGUGGAUGCGGGAAGCAAUGGACCGACUUUCGCAAGAAGUUAAUCGAACCACAACCAAAGCAGAUGUGCUGGAAUAUUUGGCGUUUUCCACCUUUAAACAAGGAAACGUCCAUACAGCCCUGAUUAUGACCAACGAGCUGCUAGAGCUGGUUCCCAAUCAUGAAAGGGCCGUAGGCAAUAAGGCAUACUACGAGAAGGAGCUGGAGAAGGAAGCCCGCCAGAAGGCACUCAGAGGUGAUGACGGAAGCGAAGAUGUUCCGGUCGAUUCCUCCACGCAAAUUCAUCCAAACAAACACGGAAUUCACGACAGCUCGGAGCGCCGGCUGUACGAGCAGCUUUGCCGAGGGGAGGCCAAUCGGUCGGUAUCGGACCUGUCCAAACUGACCUGCCGGUACGUCACCAACAAGUCAUGGUUCCUCAAGAUCGCUCCCCUAAAAUUAGAGGAAGCAAACCUACAGCCCUACAUCGUCAUCUACCACGAGGUGAUGUCCGAUGCGGAAAUCGAAGUCAUCAAACGGCUGGCGAAACCUCGCUUCCGAAGGGCUACGGUCCAGAACUACAAAACCGGGGAGCUGGAGGUGGCCAACUAUCGGAUCAGCAAGUCGGCCUGGCUCAAGGAUGAGGAACAUCCGUAUGUCAAGGCGAUUGGGCAGCGGGUGGAGGACAUGACCGGACUGACGAUGGUGACGGCCGAGGAGCUGCAGGUGGUCAAUUACGGUAUUGGUGGCCAUUACGAGCCACAUUUCGAUUUCGCCCGGAGGGAGGAAAAGAAUGCUUUCAAGAGCCUCGGGACCGGAAAUAGGAUAGCAACGGUGUUGUUCUAUAUGAGCGACGUGGCCCAGGGUGGUGCCACCGUGUUUCCCAGCAUCCGGACGGCGCUGUGGCCCAAGAAGGGAACGGCGGCCUUCUGGUUCAACCUGCACGCAUCGGGCCACGGCGAUUAUGCCACCCGGCACGCGGCCUGCCCGGUUCUUGCCGGAACCAAGUGGGUUUCCAACAAAUGGAUCCAUGAGCGAGGUCAGGAAUUCCUGCGACCCUGUGACCUAAAACCGGACCACCCGGAGGACACCUGCCCCUCCUUAGAUUUCAUAGUUGCGGAACUUGUUGACCACUUCACUGGGAUUCUCCGAGCCCCAUUCACCCUUCCGGCCGCCAUAAUACAGCGCAGCACCUCCCUCCGAUGCCCGCCGAUGGGCCGGGUUCUGGGAUCCGGCGGCCAAACCACUUCCAGCACCAGCUCCAGAGGCCGUUUCCGGCAGCAUCCGGUCCUUGGUCUUCGGCGUGGACCAGUGCAUACUCUGCUGCACGUGCUCCUUCAUGCCGACCCAAUUCUUGUAGCUCACCUGGAUGCCGCUGCUGCGCCAUUUGUCGUAGUUGGCCCGCCGCUCCGGAUCGCACAGGAUCUCUUUAGCUUCCUGAGGAUGAAAUCCUUUCCAACACCCCCGACACGGGCCUACAAGUUAAAGAUGCAUGACUGGGUGAAAUAUUGUAAUCAGACGGAUACUUGCCACAGUAUGGCAAUUGGGAGUCUCCCCCUGAACCACCUGACUGAUACACGGGACGGCUUGAAGCAGGAACGAUCGGUCGUUGGUGGUCAGAGAAAAGAACUUCCGAAUUGCUUUGAGAGGGCUCAGUUGAUACAGCAUCAGAAAUCCGAGUUCGUUUCAGCGGGCGCCUCAGCUCAGGCGUGGGCGUCGAUUUGUUCCACAACGGAGUUCGAAUUGGUUUCGGAGCAAGCUGCUGAAUGUCUGAUCUCAGUUCUGUUAUCGCAUUUUUGGAUUCCAUUGCGCCUGGCAGUGAUAAGAGGUGGAAAACUGCAACAGCAGCAGCUAGCAAGUGAGUUAUCUAUUUUUGAAGACCGAGUUUUGGCCAUACGUCAUCCAACCGGAGCUGCCGAGCUGAGUAAUGUUCCUGCACAUGCAUUUCAGCGGCUGAUAAGAACACGACGGCCUGUUGGUUCAGGUUUGUUUUCUAGUCACGUAGCCGUUAGCUUAGUUCGGCGAUGUGCACUGGUCAGAAUGGGCGUGUGGAGUUCCUUCAUUGGAUUACUGCUGUUUGGUUCCCUUGUAAUAUGGGGGCCUGUCGAAGAAGUUGAAGGUCAUGAUGAGCGUCCUAACGAGUACUAUUCGUCAGUGGUGCACAUGGAAUCGCUGCUGAAAACCGAACAGCAGAUCCUGGAGCGGCUGGAUCGAUACAUCAAUCUGUCAGAGGAAAAGAUCAAGUUUCUCAAACGACAGCGUGAAAAAAUUCGGGAAGAAGUGAGAGGAGUUUCGGAUCCUAUUUCGGGGUUUCUACUGACAAAGCGACUGGUCAGAGACUAUCCUCGCAUCGACAACUUGCUGCAGGCAGGUAUUGGAGUGAGGCUUAUUGACGAUGAUAGUGCGGUGCCGACGAAUACGGAUUACGAAGGACUUGUCGAAGGCAUCGCUCAACUCCAGGAAGUGUACAAACUGGAAACCGGAGAUCUGGCUAAAGGAAUCAUCCGAGGUCAGAAGAAGACCAGAGCACUGACCGCCGAAGAGCUGUACCUGGUCGGACUGUUGAUGAGCCAGAACAAACAGUUCGUCUACUGUAUCGAAUGGGAACAGGAAGCUCUUCGACAGUGGGCCAUCGAGUCACAACCUAGCGUCAGUAAGGUGGAAAUCCUUGACUACCUUUCAUACUGUCUUAACGAAAACGGCCAGUACGAGGAGGCGAUGCAACGCACUGAUGAAAUGCUAAAGCACGAUCCAACUCACGAAAAUGCGCUUAAGAAAAAGCCGGUCAUCGCUAAUUGGCUCGAAUACGUCAAGGUUAAUGGACCGAAAGAAAUCAGUCCACCUCCAAAUCGUGGACUAUACGGAGCACUUUGUCGAGGAGAACAUGAACGACCGGCGUCUGAACUCUCCAAACUCUCCUGUCGCUACGAGAACUCAAUAACUCCCUUCAUCCGAAUCGCCCCCUUCAAACUGGAAGAGGCCAGUCUGGACCCCUUCAUCGUGAUCUACCACCAGGCACUGUCCGAAACAGAAAUCAACAAGAUCGUUGAACUUGGAACCCCGAAGCUCCGACGUUCAAUGGUUGGAGAAAAUCACGACAAGGAGGUUUCAAAGGCCAGAACCAGUCAAAACGGUUGGCUAGGAGACGGAGAUCACAAAAUCGUCAAACGGGUCAACCAGAGAGCGUUCGACCUAACGGGUCUAGAUCCGAGGAGUCACGAAAGUUUGCAGUUCAACAACUACGGUAUUGGCGGCCAUUAUUUGCCGCACUUUGAUUGGGUGCGAACCGUUGAAGGCCAAGUACCGUACAAGGAUCUGGGACUCGGGAACCGGGUGGCCACGUUGAUGUUUUAUCUCCGAAAUCAACACCAGACGUUAACAUAUUUGAUGUUCCACCUCAUUACGGACAAUGAUAAGAGGUGGAAAACUGCAACAGCAGCAGAACGCAAGCAACAGCUGAAAAAAAUGUCAAGGUAUGUUGGUUCAGGUUUGUCUUCAAGCCACGUAGCCAUUCGCUUGGUUCGACGACGAGCACUGGUCAGAAUGGGCGCGUGGAGUUGCUUGAUUGGAUUGCUGUUGUUUGGUUCCCUGGUACUCUGGGAUCCUGCCGAAGAAGUUGAAGGUCAUGAUGAACGCCGGGACGAAUACUUUUCGUCAGUGGUGCGCAUGGAAUCGCUGCUGCAAACCGAACAGCUAAUCCUGGAGCGGCUGGAUCGUUACAUCAGUCUGUCAGAGGAAAAGAUCAAGUUUCUUAAAAGCCAACGAGAUACGAUUCGGGAAGAGAUGAUGGGAGUUUCGGAUCCUCUUUCGGGGUUUCUGCUGACAAAGCGCCUGGUCAGAGACUACCCUCGCAUCGAUAAUUUACUGCAAUCAGGUAUCGGUGUAAGGCUUAUCGACGAUGAUUGUGCGAUGCCGACAAAUACGGACUACGAAGGACUGGUCGAAGGCAUCGCUCAACUCCAGGAAGUGUACAAACUGGAAACCGGAGAUCUGGCUAAAGGAAUCAUCCGAGGUCAGAAGAAGACCAGAGAACUGACCCCUGAAGAGCUGUACCUCAUCGGACUAUUGAUGAGUCAGAACCAACAUUACGUCUACUGUAUCGAGUGGGAACAAGAAGCUCUUCGACAAUGGGCCAUCGAACCACAACCCAGCGUCAGCGAGGUGGAUAUCCUAGACUACCUUUCGUAUUGUUUGAUCGAGAAUGGACAAUUCGAGGAGGCGAUGCAACGUACUGAUGAAAUGCUUAAGCAUGACCCAAUUCACGAAAAUGCUCUAAAGAAAAAACAUGUAAUUUCCAACUGGCUCGAAUACGUUAAGGUUAAUGGACCGAAAGAAAUCAGUCCAUCUACAGAUCGUGGACUAUACGGAACACUUUGUCGAGGAGAGCAUGAACGACCGGCGUCUGAACUCUCCAAACUCACCUGUCGCUACGAGACCACGAUAUCUCCUUUCAUUCGAAUCGCCCCCUUCAAACUGGAAGAGGUCAGCCAAGACCCCUUCAUUGUGAUCUACCACGAGGCACUGUCCGAAACUGAAAUCAAUAAAAUCAUCGAACUUGGAUCCCAGAAACUCCGACGUGCAAUGGUUGGCGAAAUUCACAGCCAGAAAGUGUCCAAGGCAAGAACCAGUCAAAAUGGUUGGCUCGAAGACGAAGACCAUGAAAUCGUCAAACGGGUCAACCAGAGAGCGUUCGACCUAACGGGUUUAGAUACGAGGAGUCACGAAAGUUUGCAGUUCAACAACUACGGCAUCGGCGGCCACUAUUUGCCGCAUUUCGAUUGGGAGAAACCUGUCGAUGGUCAGGUGCCCUUCACGGAUCUGGGAACUGGGGACCGAGUGGCCACGUUGAUGUUUUAUCUCUCCGACGUCGAAAUGGGAGGGGCCACCGUUUUCCCCCCGAUCGGAGUAGGCGUUUUUCCCAAAAAGGGCACGGCCAUCUUCUGGUACAACCUGCAUCGAAACGGAACCGGCGACGAGCGUACCCUACACGGUGCCUGUCCGGUACUAAUGGGAUCCAAAUGGGUGGUCAACAAGUGGAUACACGAAAAGUACACCGAUCAGGUGCGGCCCUGUGGUCUUAAACCGGACAGCAUAUAAUUUUUAGUAAUAAGAAUCUUUAACGAAGUGAAACUUCCCUAGAGCUGUGCCUGAAUGAAUCAAUCAAUUGUGAAAGAGCAAAUACCCAGUACCUUUGUGUGUGUUUUUGAAUAAUUAAAUCAAACCCCUACAA
Messenger RNA from Uranotaenia lowii, 6398 nucleotides. RefSeq lists its product as uncharacterized. The record is from RefSeq and is a predicted model, not a curated record. Bases 596 to 6265 code for a protein of 1889 amino acids. The transcript is spliced from 17 exons. Gene Ontology annotation, molecular function: protein binding; L-ascorbic acid binding; procollagen-proline 4-dioxygenase activity. Gene Ontology annotation, biological process: peptidyl-proline hydroxylation to 4-hydroxy-L-proline. Gene Ontology annotation, cellular component: endoplasmic reticulum. NCBI's taxonomy places the organism in Eukaryota, Metazoa, Arthropoda, Insecta, Diptera, Culicidae.